UGCAAACUUCCUUGAAUGUCUUUCUUCAAUGGUGGCACGAACUUAGUUUGUAUUGUGAUCGUCAGUAGUAGAAUCGGGAAUCCUAGAAGUUCCGGAAUUUUCGGUUAAUGAUUCGUUUUUCGGAAAUUCAAUAAUUCAGUCCGGAUUUGUUGGAACCUUUCCCAGGGAAUUUCCGUACCGUUUGUCCCCGUUUCGAAAUUUCCAAUUUUUGGUUGAAUGGAAAGCGCCCCCGACACGAGCUUCCCUUUUCAUCUAAGAGUCCCCCACCCCACCCCCGCGGGUCAUUGAUUCCGCCGAUAAAUGAGUGUUACAACGAGAAGAACCACCUUCAACUUUCGAAAAUUGGAAUCAACUUUUGCCAGUGAAGUACCGCAUACUUUCGUCUGAAUUAAUUGUUCGUAAGGUUGAAUUAUACGCCUUGAUCAUCACUUUCGUGUCAAACCGGUCAGGGGCGGCUGUAAGGGGAUUGAACACUAGUCAGAAAACAAAAAUGGCUGUUCAGGUUUCUUCUCUUGAAGUGGUGAAGUCAGCUGCAAAGAAGUUUGUUGAUUUUGUCAACAAUGGUCCUUCUCCAUAUCAUGUUGUGAAUGAGUGCAGAAAGGUGCUGACUUUAGCAGGUUUUAAAGAGCUCAAGGAAAGAGAUCACUGGGAUGUUAAACCUUCUGAUAAGUAUUUUGUGACAAGAAAUCAAUCAACAAUCAUUGCUUUUGCUGUGGGUGGAAAGUAUACUCCUGGUAAUGGUUUUAGUAUUGUUGGUGCGCACACAGAUAGUCCAUGCCUCAAGGUGAAGCCCAACUCCAAGAAGAACAGCAAUGGUUACCAACAGGUGGGCGUGGAGUGUUAUGGAGGAGGAAUCUGGGCAACAUGGUUUGACAGGGAUUUAAAACUUGCAGGCAGAGUUAUGAUCAAGAGAGGUGAUAAACUGGAACACCAUCUUGUUCAUGUCAACCGACCAAUCAUGAGAGUCCCACACCUGGCCAUCCAUCUACAGCGUGAUAUUAAUGACAAAUUCUCACCAAAUAAAGAAACACACAUUGCUCCCAUCUUGUCAACAUGUGUGUAUGAAGGGUUAGUAAAUAAAUCAACCACAGAUGAGGUCAGUAGCAGUGACACAGCAUCAGAGGAAACCGCAUGCAGGAGUGACAGUCACCAGGCCUUGUUGAUCAAACUUCUAACGGAGGAGAUCAGCUGUGAGAAACAGAACAUCUUGGACUUUGACCUGCACCUGGCUGACACCCAACCCGCUAGCUUGGGAGGUGCAUUAGAAGAGUUUAUUUUCUCACCAAGACUGGACAAUCAAGUCAGCUGUUUCUGUGCUCUUCAGGGCCUUGUUCAGUCCCUAAAAGGCUCAUCUCUGGCAACAGAUCCUAACAUUCGUGUUAUAGCCUUGUAUGACAAUGAGGAGGUUGGUUCACAGAGUGCUCAAGGUGCGGGCUCCAUGCUAACAGAGCAUAUUUUGCGCCGUCUGUCAGUGGGUGGAAACUCAACCAGUUUUGAGGAAGCAAUUCCUAAGUCAUUUCUUCUCAGUGCCGACCAAGCCCAUGCAGUUCAUCCAAACUAUUCAGAUAAACACGAAGAAAAUCAUAAACCUGCUCUCCAUAAGGGUCCAGUGAUAAAGAUUAACAGCAAUCAGCGAUAUGCAACAACAGCUGUGUCGUCAAGUGUUGUAAGGCUGAUCGCAGAGAAGAGCAGUGUGCCAAUACAGGAAGUUUGUGUACGAAAUGAUUCUCCUUGUGGAUCCACUAUUGGACCAAUACUCUCCGCCAAGCUUGGUCUUUUGACUUUAGAUAUCGGUGGCCCGCAGCUCGCUAUGCACUCCAUCCGUGAGAUGUGCUGCUCAUCCAUUAUUCACCAACAGACUCAACUUUUCAAGAAUUACUUCGAGACACUUCCAUCAGUGCUAGAGUCCGUUGCAGGAGCUGACUAAAAUCAAACGAGUGUCACUGCUUGAGUUUAGUCACGGUUACUUAACGGUGUUGCAACUCUCCCAGCAAUCUUGAUCUCUCUUUCUCUUUCUUUCUAUGUUUGUGUUUUUAUUCAUCGAUAGAAAGUUUAACAGUAAUUAGAGACAGGUUUUUUUUGUGUCAAAUUACCUCUCUCACGGUCUAGUAAUUUAUCCUUGAACAAACGAGAAAGACCAUGUUUGACCACAUUUCCAAACACCAAGGAAAGAGUUGAAAAUAAGACGCGCAGCGGGGUAUUUUUGA
Messenger RNA from Orbicella faveolata, 2207 nucleotides. RefSeq names its product aspartyl aminopeptidase-like. Gene Ontology annotation, molecular function: aminopeptidase activity; zinc ion binding. The record is from RefSeq and is a predicted model, not a curated record. Lineage: Eukaryota; Metazoa; Cnidaria; Anthozoa; Scleractinia; Merulinidae. Gene Ontology annotation, biological process: proteolysis.